UCCAAGAAACCCGGAGAAAGUCUCAGCCUGGCUCCACACACUGAGCUCAAUGAGCGCCGAGCUUGUUCGCACACACACCUAGUUUCGCUCGGUCCGUCACUCGAGCCCAGGAAUGCCAUGGCCACUCAGCCCAACCAGGACUACUUCCGCUCGGUCAGCAGCGAGUCCACUACCUACAUGAUGGUGCCGGCGAGCGGCCGCAGAGAGUCUCCGUCCAAGCUGUGGCUCGCCAUGGUGGUGAUUGUGGUGGUGGUGCUGCAGAUCGCCUCCACCACCGGACUCUUCCUCUACCUAAACAUGUCCCUGUCCCAGGUGAAGAACCAAGGAGUAACAGAAGAGCUGCGAUGCCUGGGAUUGCUCAACGCCCUGGAUAAAAACCGGGAUAUUCCAGAGGACCUGGCCCAGCUCUUAGGAGAAUCUUGCAUCAAACUGGCUGAAGGCAUCAAGGCCUACAUCUCUAAGGUAACAGAGAAUAUCAUCUCCAGACAAACAUUACAAGAAGCGAGAACCUUACCACAUAGUUACAACACUACAGGGGCAACGUUUGUGACACAGAGACCUUCAGCCCACCUUACACUCAGCAGCCUACAAGGUGCCACUUCUCAGUAUCCGAGUCCGCAGGCGGACCUGCACCAGUCCUGCCGCCACCCCGUGCGCUCCUGGGCCAAUCAGAGCUUCGGCGCCCACCUGCACAACAUGACACUGGCCAAUGGGCGUCUCCGCGUGCCUCAGGACGGUCGCUACUACCUGUACGCACAGGUCUACUUCCGCUACCCAUCACCCAGCGAGGGCGAGCAGAAGGGCACCAGCCACCAGCUGGUUCAGUGUGUCUACAAGAAAACAUCAUACCUGAGGCCCAUCCAGCUGCUGAAGGGUGUAGGCACCAAGUGCUGGGCACCUGACGCUGAAUACGCCCUGCACUCCGUCUACCAGGGAGGUCUGUUUGAGCUGCGUGCUGGCGACGAGGUGUUUGUGUCCGUCUCCUCCCCCUCAAUGGUACACGCCGAGGACUCCUCCAGCUACUUCGGAGCUUUCCGGCUGGACCUCUGAGGGCAGAUCAGAGAGACUGCGCCAAGGUUACAUUACCCAAGAGGCACUGGGAGGCUUUCGUUGUCUCUGUGUGGUCCCAGAAGACAGCUCAGACAUUGCAUUGUUUUAUUUUCUUUUAACAGAUUGAGAUUUUUUUUUUUAUAUCAUAUGUGAAGGAAGUGGUUCAGACAAUUGGACCCCCCCUUGUUUUUUUAAGGCGGAAGAAUGUAUGUAUAUUUUUAAAAGCACAUCAAAGAUGUGGAUCUUGGAAAUGGUAGCAAAAAGGACAGUAGGAUUGUCAGAACUUUGCGAGGCUUUAUCUGUGCCAAUCAUGUGCAUGUCUGACGUAUGAGGAAAAACUGUGCUUUCACCUCAGGCCACUGGGCAUCGGAUAUAAUGCAUUUUUUCAAAUGUACUGAGAUACAAGAAGAGGAACACGUGCCAGGGGAAAGAGAGGCGUAUGCUGUGCAGAUGCAGGAAUUCUCUGUGGCCCGUCCAACCAGUGGAGCAGCAUACAAUCCCAGAUAGAGACCUAAAAACAGAUACCACCACCUGGACUCUCUCUUUCUCUCUCAGACACACACGCAGAUACAAACACAGACAAUACAGAAUGCACUUACUUAACCCAGUAAGCAAGAGACGUUGGCGCAUGAGAUUUGUUGAUCCUUUCAUUAAGUAGUCAGACUCAAUAAAUCAAAGGCAGAGACAUGUUUAUUUUCGAAUACACAUAAAUCAUAUACUCCCGCUUAAGUCCUGCUUUCUAAAAGCACACACGCCUCACUCACCCAAACACAAACACGCCCUCAAUCAACAAGAACGCAGUCCACUCGGCUUGGACAUCUGUGAUUUAAAAAAAAUGACUGUAUGAAAGGUUAAACACACAGGGUGCCAUACAGUUUAAAUGUCACACCCGUGGCCUUUUAAUGCUUUGUUUUCUCCAAAACAACAAUCACAUGAUCGCAAACAUUUUCAGUAUGUACAGUAAGUAACCCUUUGUCUCUUUCUCUCUCUCUUUCUCUUCUCAGUUGUGUGUGUGUGUGUGUGUGUGUGUGUGUGUGUGUGUGUGUGUGUGUGUGUGUGUGUGUGUGUGUGUGUGUGUGUAUAUAUAUAUAUAUAUAUAUAUA
Messenger RNA from Ictalurus punctatus (channel catfish), 2153 nucleotides. It is a transcript of the gene tnfsf10l, whose product is annotated as TNF superfamily member 10, like. Gene Ontology annotation, molecular function: tumor necrosis factor receptor binding. Gene Ontology annotation, cellular component: membrane. The transcript is spliced from 5 exons. The coding region runs from base 118 to 1050 and encodes 310 amino acids. NCBI's taxonomy places the organism in Eukaryota, Metazoa, Chordata, Actinopteri, Siluriformes, Ictaluridae. The record is from RefSeq and is a predicted model, not a curated record. Gene Ontology annotation, biological process: immune response.